Messenger RNA from Rhinopithecus roxellana (golden snub-nosed monkey), 978 nucleotides. RefSeq names its product tetratricopeptide repeat domain 32 (gene TTC32). Gene Ontology annotation, molecular function: protein binding. Bases 391 to 615 code for a protein of 74 amino acids. The transcript has 3 exons. The record is from RefSeq and is a predicted model, not a curated record. NCBI's taxonomy places the organism in Eukaryota, Metazoa, Chordata, Mammalia, Primates, Cercopithecidae.
GAUGAGGGCGGCGGAGAACGCGGGGAGGGAGCCCACCCGCGAGGAGCCGUCUGCCGCGACGGUGCGGGGAGCUUCCGGGAACCGAACUCCCUGAGGGCUCCUCGGGCGCGGGCGGCCGCUUUUCACCCCGCCGUCUCUCCUUCCACGUUCCUCAUUCCCACCCAAAGACUUAGGACAGAUAGCGAUUUUCCACUUGUGAUUUUAGCUGGCGGGAAAUCCGCGACCUGGGAAGGGAAGGGGUCACGGCUGCGUAGGGCCACGGUACCGCGACUCCCACCUCAGUGUCACAGCGCUGGCUUUUGGUGGUGCAAAUGCAGCCCUGAGGAUUUGGCUACUGCAUAUAACAACAGGGGGCAAAUCAAGUACUUCAGGGUUGAUUUUUAUGAAGCCAUGGAUGACUACACAUCUGCCAUAGAAGUCCAACCCAAUUUUGAAGUUCCAUAUUACAACAGAGGGUUGAUACUGUAUAGGCUGGGAUAUUUUGAUGAUGCUUUGGAAGAUUUCAAGAAGGUCUUAGACUUAAAUCCUGGAUUUCAAGAUGCUACUUUGAGCUUAAAACAGACUAUUCUAGACAAAGAAGAAAAACAAAGAAGAAAUGUUGAAAAAAAUUAUUGAGAUUUUUAACUUAAUGGAAGUAUUGCUUCAUGAUCCUUACAUCUGCAUCUAGUUAUCAGUAAUUUAAAAUAGAUAUUGAGCUAUUUUGAUUUAUAUUUAAGAAAUUAAUACAUUAGCACUGAAAGUUAAAUAGUGUGUUUAAGGUAGUUAAUUUCAGGUUGAAUGGAUUUUUUUUAUGAAGUGUAAAUAAUACCAAUGUAUAAGUGUAUAUUAUUAUAUUAAAUAUUACAGUAAAAAGGAAUGUGUGGUGUUUUCCUCAGUAAAACUAUUUUUGUGAUUUUUUUAUUCUCAACUUUUUAUUUAAAAAAUGUUACAUCUACGGAAAAGUUGAAAGUAUAAUAAAAUAAACUCUUCAAUUAAAUU